AUGGCAGGCGGGGCUCUGGAGGGGCGGGAUUCCCGGCGGCCAAUCCAGAGGCGGGUAGGUGAAGGCCCGAGGAGGGAGGCUGGGAACUGGCGAGGGGAGGCCGGCGAGUCAAGGAGGUCCGGCCGCGCGGGUGCGUGCCGUGCGCGGCUGCCAUUUUGGAGUCGGGCAGCUGCGACAGCGGCCGGGUUCGGCCGAAAAAGGGAGGAGCCACAAAGGGGAAUCGCUGAGCAUUCCAGGAAGAAGUUGUAUAGCCCAUGCAUUCGCCUUCUGAAGCAAAGUCUGGGAACAGGUACCAAAGAGCUUGCGCUGAAGGAGAGGCUUGCGGAGACGGGAUUGACGGAGCUGCAGGAGAGGCUUGCGGAGACGGGAUUGACGCAGCUGCAGAAGGAGAGGCUUGCGGAGACGGGAUUGACGCAGCUGCAGAAGGAGAGCGGUUCUCAGGAUGCAGCCGAGAGUCUCAGAGAGCAAGGACCCUGGUGGCUUCCCAGCAGCCCAAAGAUCCUGAAGGAUGACAAACGGGACAUUCAGCCUCAGGUCUCCAUGGUCAUCUUAUGACAUUGUGCAAGUUUGUCCGCAAGAUGAUAGUCCUCUGCACGAUCAGCAAUGACACUCGUGAAGCAGCUUGCGUGGAGAGGGGUGUGACCAGCAUGAAAUAACUGAUCCGAGAGGCCCAGCUCAAGACUCGGGCACCCCAUGACUGUCAAGGGCCUGAGCCCGAGUGGGGUUGGUAUGUCCGCCCAGGGAGAUGCUGAGGAGGUGCUCCAUGUCUAAUGAGGCCACAUUCCACUCUUCCCAUUUUCAGUGUCUCUCCUCUAGACGAGCUUUACUACAGAUCUGUGGGAUCCUGUGUUCUUCCUGUUUCCUUUUACGAGAUGAAUUUAUUUUGGUGGUUAUUUAAAUUCAGUCUUCUUCAUCUGAUGACAGACUUUCUAAAAGCGGGGUCCAUGUCUGUCUUGUUCACUCUCGUAGCUUCAGUCACCAAACCGGGGUCUGGUGCAGAGCAGGCAUUCACAAAUGUCAUUGAAUGAAAUAAACCGAUCCGAUGACCAUUCAUAGGUACAUGGAGAAGACAGCGAACGCCUGGGCAGUGGUCAGCCACUAGAUGGCGCGAAUGCCCCAUACGCAAACUGUGCAGCAGGCUUCCUCAAACCCGAGGGAUGGGUGGCCAUGGCUGGGCUCCAAAUCUGCUUGGAAGGGAUUCUGCUGAGUUCCUAACAUCUGUCUUUACUGAGCGCCAUACUGGGCCGUUUACAAUGCUUACUGUAGCUCUUACAGCCACCACGGGGGAAGUUAUCCCACUUUACAAGGGGAAACAGAUGUCCAGCAAUUUGAAGUAACUUUUCUUAAGAUACACAACCUGGGGCAGGAGAGAAGCACUCCGAACCUGAAUCUGUCGGCCUCCACAUCCGAGUUCUUAACCAGUGUAUGUUAGUGCUUCUAUUAUGGUGGCCUCAAACGCCAAUAAUGUACUUCCUUCUAUUUAAAAAAAAAAAAAAAUCCCACCAGGUGGUGGUGACGCACACUUUUAAUCCCAGCACUCCGGAGGCAGAGGUAGGCAAUUCUCUAUGAGUUCAAGGCCAGCCUGGUCUACAAUUCCAGGAUAGCCAAAGCUACACAGAGAAACCCUGUCUUGGAAAAAAAAAAUCCUCACAGGUGAUUGUUAUUUUCUCACAGACCCAGUGUGAGGUCUCUGCAUGGCCAUUGGCUUCUAAAGACAAUUUAUGAAAGAGGGAAAUCAAGUCCGAAUGGACUCAGCAUCUCCUAGGUCAGACCUUUAGGUCUUGAGCUCAUGGGUGAGCUAAGCAUCCUACUUGGAGAAAAUAACCCUCAGCGUAUCGACCAAUCAUGAAGAGCUAGCUUUUGUAACUGGUCUGGCAGAAAUGAAGAUAAUCUAAAAAGAUACCGAGUCUCUCAGUUAUCUUGUUUCUCAAUUUAUCAGACUGUUGAGACAACAGAUCCCAAGGAAAUGGGAAUUUCCUCAGGAAUCUCAGGGUGGGAGAAGGAAAGGGCACCUACCUUGAAAGAGACACAGUACCGGAUGAGACUGGUGAUGGAUCCAUGGUGGGCAGGGCCACAAGCUACUGGGGCUGCUUAAAUGUGCACAUCCUUGGCCUUCUAUUUAAACUUGGGUCUGUCACUUCAGGUCCCCAAAGACUGCCUUGAGGGGCUCGAUGGAUCUCUCUGUCCCUCUUCCCAAUGUGGCCACAUUGAAGACUUCUUCUUUUCCUGCGUUCCACUUAGAAUUUGGCUAUUUUAAUUCGCUCAUUGAGACCUGACUUGGGGUACAAGGGGUAACCCCAAAAUCUGAUAACAAGCUCACACACCGGCUUGAGCAAAUACAGGUGGCUUUACAACCUGGCCGUAUGUGUGCAGGUGAGUCACAUCUACACACAACGGCAGCUCAGUGCCACACAGGUAAUGUGUGUGUGUGUGUGCGUGUGUGUGCGUGUCACAAGAGCAUCUGAAAGACAGAGGUGACUAGAAAACACAUCAGAGAGACAGCAAAUAAACUGUGUCCUUUUUACUCAAGGUUCAGACCAAAGAUCAGAGGCCCUGGCUCUGCCUGGGAGCUUGUAAGCCAUAUAGAGUGCUAUUCCAGACCUCCUGAACAGGAAUCUGCAUUUUAACAGAUCCCCAUGUGUUUAAAGACUUCCAAGGACCAAGUGUUUGUAUUUCUAAGUCUCCUUAAAAUAUUUUUAACUUUAAACUCAUCUUCCUUUUGGAUUUUGUCUUGCUUUUAAAGGAGUUGCACUGUGUACUCCGGGCUCCUGCUGUUCUUCACAAGGAACCCCAUAGACACUUCUAAUGGCCAAGUUUUCUAAGUUAUUAACCAGAAGGAAAGCUCUUGCCCUGAAGUAUUUUUGUAUGCUUUUAUAUGAAAAAAUUUCAGGAAGGUAGGCCUUGAAAACAAUCUAAAGGAUUAACUUUUUAAUCACUAAAGGGACUUUCCUAUGUUUAUUUUAAUUGCGGUAUGCUGUAAUUCUUUGGAGAUAAACAAUUUAUAUAUGUUACAUAUAUCAGGACUCCUCAAGUCACUCCCUAGCUUCUGCACUGUCCUCUUAUUUAUCAUUUGGAAUCCAUGGAAGUUGAAACAUGGAGUCCGUGUUUACUGUGAUCGAGAGAGAUCUCUUAAGAGACAAGCACUUCCAAUGGAGCGGAUUGAAUGUCUCAGUGAGAAGAGACAAGGCCCUUAUGUCUACCUGUGUUUCAUUUCUCCUUAUCCACUCAUGAACAUUGUGUGAGCCCGUUUGGACAGGCAGUGUGGUCUAAAUUUAAAAAGCGUUAAAGAACUCUAAACAGAGGAACACAGUCCCUUAGCCAACAGGUCCCUGUGCAGUACACUUCUCUGAGACUCAGUUUGCUAUGUCUAAAUAGGUAGAUUUAGAUGGUUGCUAAGGUCCCUUCCCUGGUCUAGUAUUACACGUGCCUGGUUACCUAGGAGUAGGAGCAUGAGUUGUUAUUCAUUAAACCCAGAAUAUAUAUUCCCAAAUAGAAGUGGCCCACGCUAUCCUCACUCCCAGCUAUAAAAAUUGAGAAUGCUGGUUACCAUAGCAACUCACCUUCAUGGAGUCAUUUAGAAAUUUGAUUCUGUAAAGUGACAAUAUUAUGUACCAGCACCUGCAAAGUUCCAAAAUAUUUCCUCUACUUCCCUUCUUGCCCUGGGCGAUGGUGCCAAGAAUUCUCAUAAUCUGGAGAAGCAAUCAGAGUUCUCGAGCUGCCUUUCGGGCUGCUGGAACAGAAGGUGCUGACGGGGUGGGAGUGAAGGGAGGCCCCAUUUUGGUUUACUAAUUCUGCAGCCGCCCUUCACAAACUCCCGCAAAUAUUUUGUGAUGUUGCAAGGUGUUACGAGGAGUGAAAAGCAAGCUGUGACUCGGCUGGCAUGGAGACUCUGCAAACGCGGAAGGGUGAUGUGUUGCAAGGCAGGCUAUUCCUUCUGUGAGUCCGCCAAGUAGAAGGCUUCAAGAACCAUUUCUGCCAGACACUGCUGUUGUGCACACUGGAUUUUUUUUUUUUAAACACAGGACCUAUUAAAAAUUGUUGGGCUUAGUAGGUCUCAUCUUAUGGACCCUGGGCCCUUGGGAGCCCUGGAGUUACUGCAAAGAAUCUGCAAACCCUCUGUGUGUUCUCUCUGCAGAAGGAAUGAAAAAUGUGCUCAUUUAUAUGAAUAAGCUUUCAAAUUUGCAUGAGUAUUAGUAUGUCCAAUAUGCAUAAAUUAAAACAAAUUCAUUUGCAAAGUUACUAUGUCUUAGCUGUAUUUUUUUUAUCAACUGAUCAUAAAAGCAGGGUCAACAUCAUUCUUGUCUUAAGGAAAAGAGGUUAUUUUGGGUGGAGUUGGCUGCUGAAGUCUUGAUUCUGAGGGCAGAGGAAAGGGAUACCGACUGUCAGUUACUGGCUUUGUUUUUCAUGGCGUAAGUGUAAGAAUUUAUUUACCAUUGUCUUCUAGAACAUUAGCACCUCUUAGGAGACCCUUAAUUGACCAAUUGGGCACUUGCUCUCCAUGGGAAAUGUUGUAUCUGAAUAUAAGCUGUGAACAAUGGAUAUAAUUCUUAGGCCACACAUUCUUGUGACAAACAUAACUGAGGGACUAGAGGUUAGACAGAUACCCGGAGAGGCAGACAGACAGGGAGAAGGGCCAUGACUAGGUACUAAAGACUGAGCUUCCAAGAAGGCUGGCUUCUUCCUCAUGACUUGAGACAAAUCGAGCAGCUUAAAGCAGAGGACCCCUGCUCAACAAGUUCAAGGCCUGAUCAGGACAUGUCACACAACAGCCAUCUUGUCUUUCUUCAAACUGACCAACCCUAAUUGGGGGAGGAAGACCCUUCAAAGACUUCAAAAACAAAACAAAACAACAACAAAAUCCAUCAAGCCCUCAAGGAGAAGUUUGGCAUGGGCUUCCUGAGUCCCCCCUUUUCUUUGUGGAGGGUCUUUGUUCUGUAUGUGCCCACUGGAUAUGUGUGUUUUCUUACCCCUAAUAAAAACUGAUUCUGUCUGUUGCA
Molecule: messenger RNA, 4997 nt
Organism: Peromyscus californicus insignis
Lineage: Eukaryota; Metazoa; Chordata; Mammalia; Rodentia; Cricetidae
Exons: 4
Coding region: 1-555 (184 amino acids)
Source: RefSeq, a predicted model, not a curated record